AUGUCUAAUCCGACACUAAUCUUUAGCUCAGUGCCCUCAGGGCGCUUUCCUCAGUCUGGAAAAGACCUGUUAGUGAAAGACCUACCCUUGCCCGACGGGGAAGGCGUGCUGGUCCGCAUCCAGCUGGCCUCUCUUGACCCAUUUCUUCGCUCGCAGCUCAGGGACCCUUCCUCCGCCUGGACUUACACUCCCGCGCUGCCCGUUGGUGAGCCAUUGUGUACGAGCGCCGUAGGCACCGUCGUGCGGUCUGACGCCGUCCAUGACCUCCCUGUCGGCGAGACUGUGUGGCUCGCCAGGGUCCCCUUGGCGCAACAUGUAAUCCUCGAGGUGUCAAUUGCUGCUAAUCGUCGCCUGGUGGUGCCCAUCGGGGGACGUGUGAAGGGGUACAGCCUUGAUGCGGGUCAUUGGCUGGGUGUCCUUGGUGUUCCCGGACUCACAGGCUUCGCCGGCCUCUACGAGUGCGGCCGGCCUAAGCCCGGCGAAACCAUCUUCGUCAGCUCGGCAGCAGGGACAGUCGGUCUGACGGUGGCCUACUUUAGCAAGCGAGAUGGGCUCCGCGUCGUGGGGUCGGCCGGCUCGAUCGACAAGGUCGACUGGCUCCGGCAAACUGGCCUGUUCGAUGAUGCCUUUGUCUUCAACCGCCAAGAGAGUCACGUAACGGGUGAGUCGAUGUUGCGCCGCGUCGCUCCGGAAGGGCUCGACAUUCACUUUGCAAGUGUUGGCGGUGCUCAGUUGCGCGCGGCAGCGGCAUGCAUGAAGGUUCACGGGCGGAUCGUCGUGUGCGAUGCCAUCGACGAGUAUGGUAAUAUUGGAGGCGCAGACGACGAGCCUGGCUGCGAUACGGCACCGGUUUCUCUGUGGCUCUGGCAGCCUGUUGUCUAUAAGAGGCUGACAAUCAGCGGCUUCCUCAUCACUGAUCUGGCCGGCAAGUACAUGGCGACCUUCCAGCAGCAAAUGCAUAAGGGCAUAGAGAAGGACGGCGGACUCCCGAGGAUUGCGCCGCUGCAUGUAGUCCGCGGGCUGGAAAAGGCGGCAGAGGCGUUUGGGGAUCUUUUCCGCUGUGGCAAGGUCAUGGGCAAGCUUCUGGUUCAGUUAUCUGAAUCUUGA
Messenger RNA from Colletotrichum gloeosporioides, 1107 nucleotides. Its product is annotated as NADP-dependent oxidoreductase RED1. Gene Ontology annotation, molecular function: oxidoreductase activity, acting on the CH-CH group of donors, NAD or NADP as acceptor. The transcript is spliced from 2 exons. NCBI's taxonomy places the organism in Eukaryota, Fungi, Ascomycota, Sordariomycetes, Glomerellales, Glomerellaceae. The record is from RefSeq and is a predicted model, not a curated record. Bases 1 to 1107 code for a protein of 368 amino acids.